AAGAUAUCUCCAUUUCAAUCUCUCCUUUUGAACGGCCAUAGAUAAACACAUAGCGAGAGCUUCGAAACGGCAAUGAAUCCGCUAAAGCGGAAACAUCAUUUCACUGUUUAUUGAAACCAUCACUCUCGAGUUACAUUUAAUAACCUCAGCGAUGGCGAUGAAACCCAGUCGCCAUUUUUACCCAACCAUUCUCACGAAGACGAAGCUUGCACACUCGUUCCAAGCCUCCUCCUUCUGCUUCCGUUUCUUAAGGUACCACCAAAGUUCAUCAAUCUCAAUACCGACCCGUAACGAUAUUACCGCAUCUGGUUCGAGUAGUAGUGAUCAAACUCAAUCGAAAAGGUUUAGCCUUUCUCCUAAGAACGGUGAGUGGUUAGAGAAUUGGAACAGAACCCAGAAACGGAAUCAACCUAAGCCUCCCAAGAUAGUUGUAAACUACAGAAAAGAAGGUAGAUUUACGAGCGGUGAUUCCGUUAGUAGAGAUGGUGACGGCGUUACAAUGGAGAAGAUUGUGGAGAAGUUAAGAAAGUAUGGUUAUAUGGAAGGUGGUGAUAAGGAGGUUGAGCAAGAGAGAAGGAUUGAGAAAGGGUCAGUGGAGGAUAUAUUCUACGUUGAAGAAGGGAUGUUACCUGAUACAAGAGGUGGGUUCAGUGAGGAGUCAGUUCUCGGUGGGUUUCCUUGGGAGAAGAUAAGUGCUGAGAAGAAGAAAGAGUUGGAGUCUGAGUGGAGUGCUGAGAAGGAGAGUAGAUACUCUCUUGCGGAGAUGACUCUUCCGGAGUCGGAGCUAAGGAGGUUGAGGAAUCUGACGUUUAGGACGGCGAGCAAGAUGAGGAUUAGAGGAGCAGGUGUGACUCAGGUGGUGGUGGAUGCGAUUAAGGAGAAGUGGAAGAGCGCAGAGAUUGUGAGGUUGAAGAUUGAAGGAGCAAGCGCGCUUAACAUGAGGAAGAUGCAUGAGACAUUAGAGAGAAAGACUGGUGGUUUGGUGAUAUGGAGGUCAGGGACUUCCAUCUCUUUGUACAGAGGUGUCAGUUAUGAACUUCCAGCAGGAAAAUGGAACAAGCAGAAAAGAGAGGAGACUUCACCUUCUUCCUUACCUGCAACUACAACUGUGGUGGAAAGUGGAGAUGUAAAAGUGCAUCUUCCUCAGCUAGACCAGGAGACAACUAGUGUGGAAAAGAAAGACCAAGAGGAAAGAUUCCAACCAGAAGUAGAAUACGAAGAUGAAAUUGAAGAAGUGUUAGAUGGUCUUGGCCCUAGGUUUAAGGACUGGACUGGAGACCAUCCAUUACCUAUAGAUGCUGAUUUGCUUCCAGGGAACAUUCCUGGUUACGAACCGCCUUUCAGGAUACUUCCUUAUGGAGUGAGAUCAUCUCUUGGACCAAAGGAGGCAACUGCUUUGAGAAGAAUUGCUAGAUUUCUCCCUCCACACUUCGCUUUAGGUCGAAGUAGGCAGCUCCAAGGCUUGGCAAGAGCAAUGAUUACGUUAUGGGAGAAGAGUAUGCUUGCAAAGAUUGUCAUUAAACGUGGCGUACAAUUGACAACCAGUGAGAGAAUGGCUGAAGACCUCAAGAAACUGACAGGAGGCAUACUGCUCUCAAGGAACAAAGACUACUUGGUUUUCUACAGAGGAAAGAACUUUUUGUCACGAGAAGUAGCUGAGGCAUUGGUGGAGCAAGAGAAAUUUGUGAGGAGUUUACAAGACGAAGAAGAAGAGGCACGUUUAAGAGGAUCAUCGGCUCUGAUUAUCCCAAGUACUGAACCUACUAGUAAACUUGUUUCUGCUGGUACCCUUGGUGAAACUCUUGACGCGACUGGCAAGUGGGGAAAGAAUCUGGAUGAUGGUCAUCAACAUGCAGAAGAAGUGAAACACGAGGUUGAGAAACUGAGGCAUGAAAAUCUUGUCAGGAAGCUGGAAAAGAAACUUGCUUUUGCCGAGAGAAAGCUCUUGAAAGCUGAACGUGGUUUGGCUAAGGUGGAGGAGUGUCUACAGCCAGCAGAGCAGAGAGCAGACCUAGAAAGCAUAACUGAUGAAGAGAGGUUUAUGUUCCGCAAGCUCGGUUUGAAGAUGAAAGCUUUCUUACUUCUAGGUAGGAGAGGAGUGUUUGAUGGCACGGUGGAGAACAUGCACCUGCACUGGAAGUACCGAGAACUGGUCAAAAUAAUCGUGAAGACUAAAACUUUUGAGGGUGUAAAGAAAGUGGCAUUAGCACUUGAAGCCGAGAGUAGCGGUAUCCUGGUUUCUAUUGACAAGGUCUCUAAAGGAUAUGCCAUUAUCGUUUAUAGAGGAAAAGAUUAUAAGCGUCCGCCCAUGUUGAGGCCGAAGAACCUUUUGACAAAGAGGAAGGCUUUAGCACGUUCCAUUGAACUCCAAAGACGCGAGGGCCUUAUAAAACACAUUUCGGCGAUGCAUACAAGAGCAGAACAGCUGAGAGCUGAAAUUGUAAUGGAUCUACUCUUUUAUCAUUCAUUGAUGGAACAAAUGGAGAAGAUAGCAGACAAGGGAGAUGAAGAGUUAUAUAACAAGCUUGAUGUGACUUAUGCUUCUAGCGACGAGGAGACAGAAGAAACAGAUGAAGAAGAAGAUGAUGCAUAUUCAGGGACAUAUGGAGAAGGAGAAGAACCUGAGAUACUGGCAGAAGGAGAGCUAUCUGAUAUUAGACGUCAGAGGAUCUUCAAACCAAAACAGAAGAUGUACAUAGGCAAGAAAGUUCAUCUGCAGCAUCAUAGCAUUGAAGAACAAUGGGAAGAUGUCUAUGGAAAUAAAACUGAGAGCUAA
Molecule: messenger RNA, 2776 nt
Organism: Raphanus sativus (radish)
Lineage: Eukaryota; Viridiplantae; Streptophyta; Magnoliopsida; Brassicales; Brassicaceae
Product: CRM-domain containing factor CFM3A, chloroplastic/mitochondrial
Exons: 10
Coding region: 152-2776 (874 amino acids)
Biological process (GO): RNA splicing, via transesterification reactions
Molecular function (GO): mRNA binding
Source: RefSeq, a predicted model, not a curated record